AAACCAAGCUCCUCCCCUUUCACUGGGUUCCUUCUGUCUACGACUCCCCUCCGGCUCCCUCCCUAAAUCUACCCCGUUUGGUCUGUUUUCAUUUUCAUUUUCUUCAUUGCCUGUGUGUGUGUGUGUGUGUGUGUGUGUUUGCGCGCGCUCUCCAUCGCCUGAGUGUCUGUUGUAACUUAAUUCUUCCACUUAAGACACGUGCCGUGCCCGCCAUCCGUUUCCCCCUCCCCUUAACGUCGCAGGAUCUCUGAUCCUAGACAAUGUCUAACCUGCUUUGACUGACCCUGGUUAUGACACGCCUUUCUAACCACCAAAACUAUUGACUGAUGAUCUUCUCCCCCAAGAACGCUAACACAGAAGCUGCCCUCUGAGACUCUGGAUGACUUUAUUCUUCAAAAGGCUUUACCUUCCAGCAGCUCCAGGGACCCUCCAUUCCCAAUUUCCAGGAAAAUGUGAUGAGCUACAGGUAUCAACUUCUAGAUCACCACUUAAUGACCUAGCUACAAGUGACUGGCGUGGAAAAUCUAGGGGCAGCGAGGUCCAUCAGGAAGAUGUCUAAAGAAAUGGCAGACCAAAAAGAAGGAGAAGCUAAGGAAAAAGAGGUGUGCAGAGACCAGAUCAAAGAAUCGGACAAAGAAGAGGAACCACCAGCUGCUGCAUCCCAUGGCCAGGGGUGGCGUCCAGGUGGCAGAGCACCUAGGAACUCAAGGCCUGAACCCGGGGUCAGACCCCCUGCACUCCCUAACAUGGUCAAUGACCCACCAGUACCCGCCUUACUGUGGGCUCAGGAGAUGGGCCACGUCCUGGCAGGCCGUGCCCGCAAGCUGUUGCUGCAGUUUGGGGUGCUCUUCUGUACCAUCCUCCUCCUGCUCUGGGUGUCUGUCUUCCUCUACGGCUCCUUCUACUAUUCCUACAUGCCGACAGUCAGCCACCUCAGCCCCGUGCAUUUCUACUACAGGACCGACUGCGAUUCUUCCUCCUCCUUACUCUGCUCCUUCCCCGUUGCCAACGUCUCACUGGCUAAGGGUGGACGUGAUCGGGUGCUGAUGUAUGGACAGCCGUACCGCGUCACCUUAGAGCUCGAGCUGCCAGAGUCUCGCGUGAACCAAGAUUUGGGCAUGUUCUUGGUCACCAUCUCCUGCUACACCAGAGGUGGCCGAAUCAUCUCCACCUCUUCCCGCUCCGUGAUGCUGCACUACCGCUCAGACCUGCUCCAGAUGCUUGACACGCUGGUCUUCUCCAGCCUCCUGCUGUUCGGCUUUGCAGAGCAGAAGCAGAUCCUGGAGGUGGAGCUAUACCCGGAAUACAGAGAGAACUCGUACGUGCCGACCACCGGCGCCAUUAUCGAGAUCCACAGCAAGCGCAUCCAGCUGUACGGCGCCUACCUCCGCAUCCAUGCCCACUUCACUGGGCUCAGGUACCUGCUGUACAACUUCCCCAUGACCUGCGCCUUCGUCGGCGUCGCCAGCAACUUCACCUUCCUCAGUGUCAUCGUGCUCUUCAGCUACAUGCAGUGGGUGUGGGGCGGCGUCUGGCCCCGACACCGCUCUCUUUGCAGGUCGCAAAGGACCCCCCCUUCCUCACCCCUUCGUGACCCUUCUUUGACUGGGGAGUGGGCAGGGGUGGGCUUGGGGGCUGGGGUGGAAGGGCCCCGAUCCCUGGGGAGGGAAGGCAGGCCUCUCGGCUCAGGAGUCUCCCCUCCGCAGGUAAACGUCCGAAACAGAGACGGCUCCCGAAAGAAAGUCCAGCGAAGGAUUGCUGCCCGCCAGCCAGGCACAGGGCCCCAAAGCCAGGAGGCGGCCCCUCAGCUGUCACAGGUUACAGAGCACAGGGAGAGCCCUGCAGCCCCCUCGGGGACAGCUGCAGAGGGCCAGCUGUCCCCAGAGGAGAAGCCAGAUCAGCAGCAGCCCCUGAGUGGCGAGGAGGAGCCAGAGCCCGAGGCCAGUGACGGUUCAGGCUCCUGGGAAGAUGCAACCCUGUUGACAGAGACCAGCCUGCCAGUUCCUGCCCCUGCCCUUGCCCCGGAGACCGUGGGCAGCUCCGAAUCCUCCGCGGGCACCGUCCGCCAGCGCCCUAUGUGCUCCAGUUCCUGAAGAGAACGGGGCAGCGUCCCCACCUUCCAGCCCUCCCCCCCCACCCCUUUUCCGUGCCGUGGCUCCCCGAAUAAACUAUUUUCGUGCCAGCUGCC
Sus scrofa (pig) is the source of this 2188-nucleotide messenger RNA. The record is from RefSeq and is a predicted model, not a curated record. NCBI's taxonomy places the organism in Eukaryota, Metazoa, Chordata, Mammalia, Artiodactyla, Suidae.